AUGUCGUUCGAACCCCCAGCCUCGAUUGAGACCCGUCUCUUUAUCAAUGGAGAAUUCAGGGAAUCUUCAGAUAAGCAGACAUUCACGCUCAAGUCUCCAGCUACGCUCAAGCCAGUUGCCGAAGUAUAUGAGGCUACCGAGCAGGACACGGAUGCAGCCGUUGCCGCAGCCAAAGCAGCCUUUCCGGCUUGGGCUGCUCUUUCGCCAGAAGCACGUGGCGGCUAUCUGAAGAAGCUGUCUGUCCUGAUUCUGGAGGCCCACUCCGAACUAGCCUACCUCGAGGCCAUAUCGAUGGGCAGGCCAGUUUCUGGGUACUUUGAUGCUUUCGCAUCUUCCGCUACAUUUGGCCAUUAUGCCGAGUCUGGAUACCAGGCCCUGGGAACCUCCAGCCUAAACACCCCAGGCCAUGUCAACUUGACACUACGUCAGCCAUACGGAGUGGUUGCUGCCAUCAUUCCUUGGAAUGUCCCAAUCCUUUUUCUCGCCAACAAAUCCGCUCCAGCCUUGAUGGCGGGAAAUACUGUCGUAAUCAAAAGCAGCGAAAAGGCUCCAUUAACUUCAGCCAAGAUCGCAAGUUUGGUCGAAAAGGCCGGCUUCCCUCCUGGCGUGGUGAAUAUUAUUUCGGGACAUGGGCAGAUUUCGGGAGCUUUGCUUUCUUCUCACAUGGAUGUCCGUCUUCUCACAUUUACCGGCUCCGGAAGGACUGGGCGGGCAAUUCAAAUUGCUGCGGCCAAGUCUAAUCUCAAAAAUGUCAUCCUCGAGCUUGGAGGCAAGACACCAGCCGUAAUUUUCGAGGAUGCAGACAUUGAGAAGGCCGCUGCCCAGACCCAGCACAGCAUCCAAUGGAACAGCGGCCAGGUCUGUAUGGCCAAUUCAAGAAUAUAUGUCCAGGAAUCGAUAGCGCCGCAAUUUAUCGAGACCUUCAGGAAGAAGUUCCAAGGAGUGAAGGCAGGAGAUCCUACUGUUCAAGAGACGAACCACGGUCCUCAAGCAGACGAGAUUCAAUAUAACAAUGUCAAAGCCUACAUCGAAGCCGGUAAAGAAUCCGGCACACUCAUUCUCGGCGCUGACCCGGUGAGUUCCGUGAAGGGAUACUUUGUCAACCCUACCAUAUUCACCGAAACUCCCGAGGACGCAAAGAUCAUGAAGGAGGAGAUAUUUGGUCCAGUGGUGAAUAUCAACACCUUCAAGACAGAAGAUGAAGUUAUCAAAAAGGCAAACAACACCGACUUUGGACUCUACGCCUCUGUAUACACUAAGAACGUUGACCGGGCUUUGCGCAUGGCGAAAGCUCUGGAAGCGGGGACAGUGGGAGUGAACUGCACCAGUCCAGCAGGAGCGCGAGACAUGCCAUUCGGUGGGUACAAGGCUAGUGGCAUUGGCCGUGAAGGUUGGACAAUUGGUAUUGAAAAUUACCUCGAGACGAAGAGCGUUCUGAUGAAGUUUGAAGAGGCAUGA
Penicillium cosmopolitanum is the source of this 1458-nucleotide messenger RNA. RefSeq lists its product as uncharacterized. The record is from RefSeq and is a predicted model, not a curated record. NCBI's taxonomy places the organism in Eukaryota, Fungi, Ascomycota, Eurotiomycetes, Eurotiales, Aspergillaceae. Bases 1 to 1458 code for a protein of 485 amino acids. The transcript is spliced from 4 exons. Gene Ontology annotation, molecular function: aldehyde dehydrogenase (NAD+) activity.